Limanda limanda (common dab) is the source of this 4470-nucleotide messenger RNA. Its product is annotated as ras-related protein Rap-1b. Gene Ontology annotation, molecular function: GDP binding; GTP binding; GTPase activity. Gene Ontology annotation, biological process: Rap protein signal transduction; negative regulation of synaptic vesicle exocytosis; cellular response to cAMP. The transcript has 8 exons. Gene Ontology annotation, cellular component: plasma membrane. The coding region runs from base 94 to 648 and encodes 184 amino acids. NCBI's taxonomy places the organism in Eukaryota, Metazoa, Chordata, Actinopteri, Pleuronectiformes, Pleuronectidae. The record is from RefSeq and is a predicted model, not a curated record.
AGAGAGAGAGAGAGAGGGAGAGAGAGAGAGAGGGGGAGAUAGAGAGAGAGAGCGAGCAGCGGAUGGUGUAUGUGAGCCAGACAGACAGUCAGAAUGCGUGAAUACAAACUGGUGGUUUUAGGAUCAGGAGGAGUCGGGAAGUCGGCGCUGACUGUCCAAUUUGUUCAGGGAAUCUUUGUGGAAAAAUACGACCCGACGAUAGAGGACUCGUACAGGAAGCAAGUGGAGGUCGAUGGACAACAGUGUAUGCUGGAGAUCCUGGACACAGCAGGAACAGAGCAGUUCACGGCGAUGAGAGACCUGUACAUGAAGAACGGUCAGGGCUUUGCUCUGGUUUACUCCAUCACAGCUCAGUCAACCUUCAACGACCUCCAGGACCUCAGAGAGCAGAUCCUCAGAGUGAAGGACACCGAGGACGUUCCUAUGAUCCUGGUUGGAAACAAGUGCGACCUGGAGGUGGAGCGCGUGGUGGCCAAAGAGUCGGGCAUCGGCCUCGCCCGCCAGUGGAACUCCUGCGCCUUCCUGGAGACGUCGGCCAAGAGCAAGAUCAACGUCAACGAGAUCUUCUACGACCUUGUGCGACAGAUUAACAGGAAGAGUCCAGUUCCAGGAAAAACUCGCAAAAAGUCCACCUGUCAGCUUCUCUAAUGACAGUUUUCUGCUCACCUGACCGACAAACAACCAACCAACCAACCAACCAAUCACAGGACAUCUUCCAGCUGGUCACUCCCCUUUAACCUAACCAUGUCAUCAUCAACAUCAGUCACCUCCGACCUCUGUUUCCAUGACAACCACAUUUCCCUUCUCCUCACCACACUGUUUAAUGGAGACGGUUGCCGUGGUUACAUUAAGACCAAACAUCCAGAGAUGGCGAUGAUCAUGACCAUGACGAUGUUAUUACAGGAAUUAGAAACCAACUGUCCAAAUUUAAUCUACAGUUCCCAUCAUGCUCUCUGCUUGGCCAUUUUGCGCUGGGAAGUGGCUUCUUGCUUUUUAUGUUUAGACGUUUCUUUCCUUUGUUUUCCUUCCUUCUCAUUCUCCAGCAGAACAGAGCCGCUCACGCACAGCUUGACCACUGUCGGCCAUGUAGGCGCCGCGGUUACCGUGUUGAUGUUGCGUGUAACAUGGCUGAAUCUGUUUGUGUGGCUCUGGUUGAACCUGUGGAUCCACACAGUGAUUAUUAUUAUUAGUUAUAAUUAUAAUUAUGUGUGAAAGGGUAUAAGAUUAAUUUCAUGUUUUUUACUUUGGGGUGGGGGUCGGGGGGGUUGGGUGUGCAGCAGGUCGGCGUUGGCUCAACGCGUCGGUAACUUUAAGCUAACUUCAGUGACCACUAUGACUCAACUUGUAAAAGGGAUUGCUAAAUAUGCUAAUACAAGGUUUGCCAGAUUUUGGCUUUGUUAGCAUAUUGUUAAAGAAAUGAAUGAGCUUGUUAGCCGAGCAGCUAUUUCAUUGUAUUGCCAUUUGUGGUGUGAUAGCAUUAUUAGGAUAUCCCCCCCAAAAAAUGGUUGUAGCUGCUGGCCAUGGGCUGUCGUGAAUGCUAUCAAAAUGAACUCACCAUGUAGUGCUAGCGUUGUUAGCAUAGUUUUUAAAAUAUAUUAACUUGUAGCCUACUUUGGAAUACCUAUUUAUGUAAGGGAAUGCUAAUAUCUCUAUUUCAAUACGAGAUCAAAAUGAGCUGGUUCAUUAGCCACUGGAUGCUAACAAUGCUACACUUCCAAACAAAUAAAUGAUAGUAGCUGCAGGCUAACUGGUUAGCAACACGGUGAGCUGACUUCAGAUCUGCUGCUCGGGGCGGACAUGUUGCCUUUCGACAGCAGACUCACACUGGUCCAGUACCUUAGCUCUGUGUGUGUUUGUGAGUGUGUGUUUUGUGUGUUUGUGAGUGUAAGUGAGUAACAGUGAUGAACUCGUCCAGUUUCUGUAACGACCACUGGCCUGACACGGAGGAGGAGGGCUUGUAUUUCCUGAGCAGGACAGACAGAGUGUUGUUUCUGUGUUAUUAACCUGAUUAUUACCUGAUUAUUAACAUUAUUAACACAUCUGAGAGGGAAAUACUGAGGAACCGCUGAAGGUCCUGCCGGUCAACGCUCCCUUUACUGAUGGGAAUAUAUGGAACUGUCCCAACGUGAUCAGGAAAACGUUCGAGUUGGUCCUUCAUGUUGCACGUGCGAUCAGUCGGUGCAGCAAGUUUUUUUAUGCACAUUUUGGAUUUGUAUGAAAGCCUUGAUGGAAACACCCGAAAAAGAAAUCCUUGGCUUGGCUGAGGUGGAAAAGUUACGCCUGGCUAAUUAGAAAAUUAUCUCCACCAGCGUUUUUUCUUGAUAAUCCUACUGUAAAUUUUCACGGAUCAGGACAAAAUUAACGUAUUAACAUUUUCUUUAGCAAGUUUUCAUGAAAUAUGGCUAAAGUGUUUGCUACAUUUAGAUGGAUACCGGACGAUAUAUAUCGUUAUCGUAGAAUACCGCAGAUACAGUUUUUGUCGAAAGGGGGUUCGCCUUGUAGUUGAAGCCCCGCCUCAAUCAACCAGGGGGCGUAGUCAGUGAAGCAGCAGCCAGAGAAAGCCUUUUGAAAACUCUGUCUUCUGUUUGAAAUGUGAGUUCAGAUCCCAGACAGCGUGUGUUGGACCAGUGACCUCUGUGAGUACUGCUGUGCCACCAGGAGAACUGCUGUCAGUAUUCUGGUUCUCCCCCAGUACGUUCCGUCAUGUAGCAUGUUGAUGUUUCUGUCAGUUCUCGGUCUGACCUCCGGGAGGUGCUGCGACAGUUUGCAUGCCGAGCAGAAGCUUUCAAGAGAAAAGUCUUAUUUGCGGCCGAGACGUUGCAGUCCGGCUGAUUGCAGUGUUGGCAGAGUUAAUGUAAUGUGCAGUUAAAGUAAAAGCGAUAAGAAUGCCAGUGUGUUGAUCACUGCCGAAUGAUUCCCACGGAGAAGAUAAGGGAAUUGAAAAAACCUCUCUGAUAAAGCAUAACUUACAUUUUUGCGUGGCUUGUUUCAGUUGUAUUUUGAGUAUGGUGUUUCUUUGCUGUAUUCUUGUAUGUCAAGCCAUAAAGUCUCAUUACUGCCCCUUGUGGAUAGAUGACAGAAAACUCCCACUGCAUAUACAGUAGUGUGUUUUCUUCCAGACCACCAGGGGCAGUAAUGAGCUGGUUCCCUACUCAAACAGUAACUUGGACGAGCCUCAUGAAGGUGACAUUUAUGGUUCAUCGGACAUCUUUUCAAAUAUUUUUUUUUCUGGUCUUGUAACAGAUGAAGAACUUGUUUGUUUGAUGAAUGUAAAGGUUUCUGGGUACAUUUGAUUUGAACCUAUUUUUAGCUUUUAUAAACAGUAUAUAAACACUGUAAAGAGAUGAGGAUAUUUUAAUGUUUAUUAAGCUGUUUAUCAACAUUUAGAAUUUCUCCUGCAAAGUUUCUACAACUGCUGUACAAACAGUAAUAAGUAUAUUAAAAUAUUCUGAUUAUUUUGAAACAUGCAGCCUUAGCGCUGUUUAUGAAUGCUAAACACAUGCAGUUUAAAUGAAACGUACCCACAGUGGACGACACAUUCCCAAACAGGUUUUGCGUGAUUAGCGCUCCUGUGAUGUGAGGGCUCACUUUGCUCCUAGAUUCCACAGCCAAUCAGAUCUUAGCGUGGCUGCAGCUGUGAUCAGCGCCUUCAGCCUCAUAGAAGCUACAUUCAUCGUCCCGACAUGAGAGAAGCUAGGUUACACUAUGAGGAGUGUUUUGGAUUUUUUUAACCAGAAGACCUUUGUGGUGUUCACAUGAAAAAUAACCAAUGUAGACUAAGCUGAGGAUGAGGCCACAACUUUGCCGUAAUUUCACGGUCCUGCCGUUGUUACUUAAAUUGGGUGUGAUAGUGUUAAAGUUGAGAAACUUGUUAGAUUCUGUUGAAAAAUAAUUUGACGAGCACUUCUGAAACAUACUGAGGCCUUGUUUCCCUCUGCUUCCAGACUUUGUGCUAAGCUAGGCUAAACACAUUCAGGAGCUUCUCUGUGCUGGACUCAGAUUAAACUAAGAGAUUCUCAAAGUGUCCGACUCUCUCAUGUAGCUUCAGCAUCAAGGUGGCGAUCGCAGCUGCAAACACUCAGAACGAUUCAUUCACAAAAGGAAGAAAUGAUUAUUGUUCAUCACUGAAACGAAUCGGCUUCUUUUCCUCUGUACGGCAUGAUGACCAGUGAAAUGUAAAAGAAACCAGCUCAACCACUGAAACAUCAGGUUCAAAAUCACACGUCCACUCCGCUGAAUCUUUUCACUUCAGCCAAGGGGACGAUUUCCGGACCUGGUGUCAACCUGGUUUGAUUCCAGUCUGGACCAGGUCUAAACCUGGUCUGGUCCUGGAACUGGUCUGAAGUGGUUUCUUCUAGAACAGCAUCAGGAGGUCGGGGAGGGGGAGUGAGGGAGGGGGUGAAGCCAAAUGUAAAGUUAAAACUAAAAAGCCUUAAAUGAAUAAAAGUGGUGCAAUUUUGUAACAGCAAA